AUGAAGUGGUUAUCGGUUGCUGUAUUGCUCGGCGUGGCCGCUUAUGUCUUGAAUGCCUUGUAUUCGACCUGGCUGCCAACCAACUACAUCUUCGAUGCCAAGACUUUGAACGAGAUCUGUAACGAGGUGCUGUCCAGACACGACAGCAGCUCUGAGAACUACAGCACCGAGGCUCUUUUGAGAGACGUCAGGGACGCAUUGGCGCAGCACUACGGCGAUAAGUAUAUCAAUAGGUACGCCAACGACGACUGGGUGUUCAACAAUGCCGGCGGUGCCAUGGGACAGAUGAUCAUUCUACAUGCGUCUCUCUCUGAGUAUGUGAUUCUCUUUGGCAGUGCUGUAGGCACUGAGGGACACACGGGAGUGCACUUUGCGGACGACUACUUCACCAUCCUGCAUGGAAAGCAGGUUGCAGCGCUGCCACACGCUGCCAACCCGGAGGUCUAUCUCCCAGGUAUGACCCACCACUUGGAGAGGGGCUACGCCAAGCAGUACGCUAUGCCAAGCGGCUCGUUCGCGCUGGAGCUCGCCCAAGGCUGGAUUCCCUGCAUGCUGCCCUUCGGGUUCCUCGACACUUUCUCGAGCACUUUGGACCUCUACACGCUGGGCAAGACGGUAUACUUGACCGGCAAGGACAUGGCCAAGAACCUGGUCAAGAACGGUAAAUUCUAA
Torulaspora globosa is the source of this 672-nucleotide messenger RNA. It is a transcript of the gene ERG2, whose product is annotated as C-8 sterol isomerase ERG2. The record is from RefSeq and is a predicted model, not a curated record. The transcript has a single exon. Bases 1 to 672 code for a protein of 223 amino acids. Gene Ontology annotation, cellular component: endoplasmic reticulum. NCBI's taxonomy places the organism in Eukaryota, Fungi, Ascomycota, Saccharomycetes, Saccharomycetales, Saccharomycetaceae. Gene Ontology annotation, biological process: ergosterol biosynthetic process.